AUGGUCCUCCUCCGCCCUCUCCUGACGGUCACUGCCUUCCUGGGUGCCUCCGCCCAGGCUCAGAGUGUUGUCGGCACCCCAUUUGGCUUCGCCAGUGGAACAACUGGAGGUGGUAGUGCGACUCCUGCCGCACCGAAAGAUACUGCCGAGCUUAAGCAGUGGCUGUCCGACGCCACUCCCCGCGUGAUUCUGAUCGACAAGGAAUUCAACUAUAUCGGCACCGAGGAUACUUGCACCGACUGCGAAUGCUGUAUCCCUGAGUCCAACACAUGUGGUGACGCCGGUCAGAACGCCAUUAAGACCAAGGGUUCCACCUGGUGCGGCUCCUACCCAGCAACCAAGUGUACAUACGACAAUGCUGGCAUUGAGGGCAUGGAGGUUGCCUCUGACAAGACCAUCCUCGGUGUUGGAGACGCCGGUGUGAUCCGUGGUAAGGGUCUGAGACUGGUCAACGGCGUCAGCAAUAUCAUCAUCCAGAACAUUCACAUCACUGAGCUGAACCCUCAGUACAUCUGGGGUGGCGAUGCUAUUACGCUGGACGGCACGGACAAGAUCUGGAUUGAUCACAUAAAGGUGUCCUUGGUUGGUCGCCAGAUGAUCGCUGCUGGCUACGAGUCUAGUGGAGGCGUGACUAUCUCCAACUCUGAAUUUGAUGGUCAGACUAAGUGGUCUUCCUCAUGCGAUGGACACCACUACUGGACUGUCCUCGGUUACGGUAAGGGCGACCAAAUCACUUUUGCCAACAACUACCUGCACCACACUUCUGGCCGCUCCCCUAAGCUCGAGUUCGCCAGUCACUGGCACGCAUACAACAACCUCUGGGAGAACAACAGCGGUCACGCCUUCGAUGUCGGUGAAGGGGUCAAUGCACUUAUUGAGGGCAACGUUUUCUCCAACGUGAAGACUCCCAUGAACCCGGAGAAUAAGCCCGGUUCCACCUUUGCCGUUAGCGCUCAGGACGCCUCGUCCUGCACCUCUGCACUGGGCCGUCCUUGCGCCGCCAACGAGCUGACCAGUUCUGGUGAGCUGUCUGGAAAUGACCAGGCCGUAUUGUCCAGCUGGCCCAAGGGUGAGGGAGACUCAAAGGUUAUGACCACGGAUAAAGUGCCCUCGUAUGUCAAGGCCAACGCAGGUGUGGGCAAGUUGGGUGGUGGCGGUGCUUCCAGCAGUGCUAGUGUUCCUGCCGCUACCUCCAGCGCAGCUCCAUCUUCCAGUGUGACUCCAUCCUCAUCGGCUCACGCUAGGCGCCAUCACGCCAGACGCCAGCAUUACUAG
This is a messenger RNA of Aspergillus alliaceus, 1275 nucleotides long. RefSeq names its product polysaccharide lyase family 1 protein. Lineage: Eukaryota; Fungi; Ascomycota; Eurotiomycetes; Eurotiales; Aspergillaceae. The record is from RefSeq and is a predicted model, not a curated record. Bases 1 to 1275 code for a protein of 424 amino acids. The transcript has 3 exons. Gene Ontology annotation, molecular function: pectate lyase activity.